ACGCUGCCGGCCGCCCCCCACCGGCGCGCACACGCCCAGCCGGUUGGCUCGCAGACACGCGCUCGCUCUGCCUCCCCGGCCGGCCCCCCACGCCGCCGCCCGCCGCCGCCCCCGACUCCCCAAGGGUCCCGACUCCGGAAAGUGAGCCUCGGUUCUCCCCCCGGCCUGGCGGCCCGGUCCGACCGCCUGCGCGCCCCAUGCCGUCCCUCCUGCUGCUCGGGACCCUCCUGCUCCUGGCCUCGACCGCCCGCCAGGCCGGGGCGCGCCCGUCCAACGCCACAAGCGCCGAGCCCCCGGGCCCGCUGCCCGCCCUGCUGGCGCACCUGCGGCGCCUGACCGGGGCGCUGACGGGCGGCGGGGGCGCUGCGGGCCCGGGCGCCAACGGCACCAGGACCAGCGCGGCGAGCGGGACCGGCGCGGCGGCGCGGGCGCCCCCUCCGGCCGAGCUCUGCCACGGCUACUACGAUGUCAUGGGACAGUACGACGCCACCUUCAACUGCAGCACCGGCUCCUACCGCUUCUGCUGCGGCACCUGCCAUUACCGCUUCUGCUGCGAGCACCGCCACAUGCGCCUGGCACAGGCGUCCUGCUCCAACUACGACACGCCGCGCUGGGCCACCACGCCGCCGCCGCUGGCCGGGGGCGUCGGGGGUGCCGGGGGUGCGGGCGGGGGGCCCGGGCCCGGCCAGGCCGGGUGGCUGGAAGGGGGCCGGGCGGGGGGCGCAGGGGGGCGCGGGGGCGAGGGCCCCGGGGGCAGCACGGCCUACGUGGUGUGCGGGGUCAUCAGCUUCGCCCUGGCCGUGGGCGUCGGCGCCAAAGUGGCCUUCAGCAAGGCGUCCCGUGCGCCCAGGGCGCACCGGGAGAUCAACGUGCCCAGGGCUCUGGUGGACAUUCUGAGGCAUCAGGCUGGGCCUGGGACCCGCCCGGACCGGGCACGAAGCAGCUCCUUGACCCCGGGGGUCGGGGGCCCCGACAGCAUGCCCCCGAGGACGCCCAAGACCCUCUACAACACCGUGAAGCCCUCCAAUCUCGACUGGCGAGCCGCUCCACCACCCAGCCCCUCCUUGCACUACUCCACGCUGUCCUGCUCUCGGUCCUUCCACAACCUCUCACAUCUGCCCCCGUCCUAUGAGGCCGCUGUGAAAUCCGAACUCAACCGCUACUCCUCCCUCAAGAGACUGGCCGAGAAGGAUCUGGAUGAGGCCUACCUGAAGCGCCGGCACCUGGGGGAGAUGCCCCGCGGGACGCUGCCCCUGCACACUCUUCGGCGACCUGGCACGGGGGGCGGCUACCGCAUGGAUGCCUGGGGCGGCCCCGAAGAGCUGGGCCUGGCGCCCGCGCCCAACCCGCGGCGCGUCAUGUCCCAGGAGCACCUGCUGGGCGACGCGGGCCGCGCGCGCUACGAAUUCACCCUGCCGCGCGCGCGCCUGGUGUCGCAGGAGCACCUGCUCCUCUCGUCGCCCGAGGCCCUGCGCCAGAGCCGGGAGCACCUGCUGUCGCCCCCGCGCAGCCCCGCGCUGCCCCCCGAGCCCGCCGCCCGCGCGGGUCUGGCCGCGUCCCAUUCCAACUUGCUGCUGGGACCCGGGGGGCCCCCCACGCCGCUGCACGGGCUGCCCCCGCCGCCCGGCCUGCACCCGCACCACCACCACGGUCUGCACGGCUCGCCGCAGCCCGCCUGGCUGUCGGACGCCGGCGGGGGAGGGGGCACGCUGGCGCGCAGGCCGCCCUUCCAGCGCCAGGGCACGCUGGAGCAGUUGCAGUUCAUCCCCGGCCACCACCUGCCGCAGCACCUGCGCACCGCCAGCAAGAACGAGGUGACCGUCUGAGGCCAGGCCCGGGGGCUUGGGGGCUGCGGCCUCGCGGGGGCCCCCAGCCCAGCCCGGAUCCCUCAACACACUCCAGGGGCCUGGGACCCAGGAUCAGCCUGUGGCCAGGGGGCUGCCUCCGAGGACACUGCUUUGGAUGAAAUCGUCACCGGAGACAAAACCUCCUUCUGGGAUGUCACGGUAGAUAAGAUCCCUCCUCCUAUGUCACCGUUUGAGGCAAGGCCUCUUUCCCAUGACGUUAUCACAGAGGAAGAGCCCUGCCUGUGAGCUCAUCACUAGUGAAAAUGUCUGUGUUCUGUGAUGUCAUGACAGGGACAAAACCUCCUCCCCAUUAGUCCGUCACAGAAGAAUAGGCCCGCUCCUGAAGUCAACACUAGCGGCCAUGUCUAUGUUCCAUGAAGUCAUCACAGACUUUCUUCCUGGGAGGUCACAGCAGAGGCAAUGCCUUACCCUAUGACAUCAUCCCUAGAGACAAAGAUUCCUUCCUGUGAAUGUCAUUGCAGAGACAAGUCUCACCCUUAUGAUGUCAUCUCCGGCACCAAAAGGCCUCUUCUGACAUCAUCGCCAGGAAAAUAUUUU
Molecule: messenger RNA, 2405 nt
Organism: Prionailurus viverrinus (fishing cat)
Lineage: Eukaryota; Metazoa; Chordata; Mammalia; Carnivora; Felidae
Gene: SHISA7
Product: shisa family member 7
Exons: 5
Coding region: 198-1826 (542 amino acids)
Biological process (GO): regulation of AMPA receptor activity; regulation of short-term neuronal synaptic plasticity
Cellular component (GO): dendritic spine membrane; postsynaptic membrane; AMPA glutamate receptor complex
Source: RefSeq, a predicted model, not a curated record